AUGGGUGUGCUCUCGGUGUCUGCUGCGCUCUGGCCGAGUCCCUCUAGCCCGGUGGCCCCCGGCACAGCGCCGACGCCUGAACACAAGUAUGGCGUUCCUUCGCAUCACCGUUGCACACCCCCAAUCAAGCUGAUCGAGUGUUUCCUUCUCAUAGCUUCGGACUCAGGUCUCUCCCCGGCACUCUUUACACGUGCUCGCGUUCUGGCAACAGAGCAUUCCACCCUCUCGACGCGCCUAGCUGAAGUCUUUGAUACCAAAACCGCGAGACGAGCCGGCGAGCUAGCACCGGUUGCGAAAUCUAUACAGGAAUGGGAUGAUGCCAACGAGUCCAUAUCAGAGCUGCAGACCCUGCUCAAUGACCCAGAGACCGACGUGGAGCUAAGGACUCUAGCACUUGAGGACUUGGAAACCAGUAAGAGGGCCUUGUCAGUCAUAUCCGAUAACUUGAAGCAGGCUCUUGUUCCGCGGCAUCCUUUCGCCACUCUUCCAUGUCUUCUCGAGAUUCGUCCUGGCGCCGGCGGAGAUGAGGCCGGCCUCUUCGCUUUCGAAGUCUUCAGAAUGUACCUUGCCUUUUGCUCGCAUCGUGGUUUUCGAUCAAGCGUCAUGAAAUUAGAAGUGGGAGAGGGCUCGGCGGAGGAUCAGCUGAGUGAAGCAGUCAUCGAAAUCGAAACGGAUGGAGCCUACGACGUUCUGAGAACCGAAUCGGGAGUUCAUAGGGUACAGAGAGUGCCUGCCACCGAAACCAAGGGGCGGACACACACCAGUGCCGUGAGCGUGAUGGUUCUUCCUAGCUUCCCAGAGACAGGAGGCGGCUUGGACGGCGCCCUCAACGUUGAGGACCCAAACAGUGAUUACUAUGUCGAUCCCCAGGAAGUGCGCGCUGAGAAAAUGCGGGCUGGCGGUGCUGGCGGACAGCAUGUGAACAAGACGGAAUCAGCCAUUCGUUUGACUCAUAUACCGACAGGAAUUUCUAUCUCAAUGCAGGAAUCUCGAUCGCAGCAUGCUAACCGUAAGAAAGCAUGGCAAAUCUUGCGAGCGAGGUUGGCAGAAGCUAGGCAGACGGCAAGGGAGCAGGAGAUGAUGGAGAUGAGAAGAGGAAUAUUAGGGGGCGUAGCCCGAAUGGGCCGUGGUGAUAAAAUCCGCACAUACAACUAUGGACAGAAUCGCUGUACGGAUCACCGCAGUGGCAUCACCGUCCAUAACUUGGAUGGCAUCCUGGACGGUGGUGAAGGGCUUGAUACUGUCAUGGAUAGUGUACGGGCCUGGCUUACUGACCAAGAGAUAACAGCCUUGGCCGCUGAAGAAUUAGCAAAGAGCGCCCCUAAGAAGAAAUAG
Molecule: messenger RNA, 1335 nt
Organism: Aspergillus melleus
Lineage: Eukaryota; Fungi; Ascomycota; Eurotiomycetes; Eurotiales; Aspergillaceae
Gene: MRF1
Product: putative mitochondrial translation release factor (RF-1)
Exons: 2
Coding region: 1-1335 (444 amino acids)
Biological process (GO): translational termination
Molecular function (GO): translation release factor activity
Source: RefSeq, a predicted model, not a curated record